CUGUAGUGGAGAUGAAACCCGUAACGUUAACCUCGUUCAAAUGAAUGAAACACACCUCUGCAGCUUUAACCAGGAGGUGUUUUAAAAAUAAAAGCCUCAAAUUAUCUCUUAUUUUUUGUUUUCUUGGUUGUUUUUUUCCCAAGCUGCUUGCAGUAGUUUAGCUUCAUAACUGGUUGGACUGGUCAAGUAUGGAGCUAGGACAGUGACGCUAUGGAGGCUUCUGAGGUUCCUGCAUCGCCUCCGACGGAGAUGGCGGAAGAGAAUGGCAGUCCCUCCGUGGCCCCUGAAGUCUCCGUCGGGCCCGACCCUGCCACCUUCUCUAUGCCCCCAGCCAUAGAAGACGAGGAGGGAGAACUGCCCGCGGACUUUGAGCGCCUGUGGAAGGCUGCCCACGACAAUCCUCAAGACUUCACCACCUGGACUGACCUGCUGCAGUACUGCGAGCAAGAGAGUCACAUCACAGCGUCACGCAGAGCACUAGAGGCUUUCCUCUCUCGCUACCCGCUCUGCUACGGCUACUGGAAGAAAUUUGCUGACCUGGAGCGCCGCGCUGGAAACAACAACAAAGCAGAGGAGGUGUGUAUUCAAGGCCUCCAGGUUAUCCCUCUGAGUGUAGAUCUGUGGAUCCACUACAUCAAUCUGCUGCUGGGAACACUGGACAUGAACCUGCCUGAGUCGCCAGAACGGAUUCGCAGUGUGUUCGAGGAUGGGGUUGUGGCAGCAGGUCUGGACUUCCACUCAGACCGGCUUUGGGAUCUUUAUGUGGAGUGGGAGAAGGAGCAGGGGAACAUGAAGAACGCAGCAGCUGUCCUGGACAGAGUCCUCAAAGUCCCCACCCAGCUCUACAACACCCACUACGACAAGUUCAAGGAACACCUGAACGGCCACGAGCCCAAAGACGUGCUUUCCCCAGAGGAGUACGAGGAGCUGAGGACGUUGUGUCGUCAGAGUCAGAAGGCAGAGCGUGCGGAGCAGGCCCAGGAGGAGGAGGAGGAGAGGCCGCCGGGCGAGGAAGAGCCCGCCACACCCGAGGGCACAGACUCAGAGGAACUGAUGCAGAAGGUUAGGGAACAGGUUCUGGUUCGCAGGGACAAAGUGUACCAGGACAACGAGGGAGAAGUCCGCAAGAGAUGGCACUUUGAAGACGCUAUCAAACGUCCUUACUUCCACGUCAAGCCACUCGAUCGCCUCCAGCUGCGGGCCUGGCACACAUACCUGGACUGGGAGAUCGCUCAGCUGAACAAGGACACCAGAGACCCCCAAGACCCCCAACAAGAUCCAGACCCAGACCAGGCAGCCACAGAGGGGUCAGAGGUCCCAGCCAAGCCUCAGGAAGAAUCAGUGGAAGUUGCGGUUUCCAACGACGACCACAAGGUUCGCAUCCUCUUUGAGCGUUGUUUGAUCGCCUGCGCUCUGUAUGAGGAGUUCUGGAUCAGGUACAAUCAGUACCUGGAGAUGCAGAGUGUGGACGAGGCGCGUGUUGUUUUCAAACGAGCCUGUUUGGUCCACCUGGCGUACAAACCCAACAUCCACAUGCAGUGGGCCACCUUCGAGGAGAGGCACGGUGACUUAACGGAGGCCCGGCGAGUGCUGGAGGCCCUGGAGAAAACACUACCAGGGUUGGCGGUGGUCCGCCUUCGCAGGGCGGCUUUAGAGAGGCGAGCGGGCCACCUGGACCAAUCAGAGGCUUUGCUGCGGGAGGCGGUGGACGAAUCCAAAGAGAAGCCCACGUUACACGCCUUUUAUUCUAUCAAGCUUGCUCGUCUGCUUCUGAAGCUGGGCAGGAACCCCAACAGAGCCCGCAGAGUUUUACAGGAGGCGCUGGAGAUUAGUCCGGAUAACGAUAAGCUGCACCUGAACCUGUUGGAGCUGGAGGUGUCGGGGGACCCCUCAUCUGAGGCUGUGCGGGAGUGUGUGACGCGAGCACUGGCGGCUCCCCUCGCCCCACACACCAAGAUCCUCUUCUCGCAGAGAGGCCUGCAGUUUGCAGAGGACUACAGCAACUCCAUCCAGAGUGUGCUGUCUGUCUAUGAGGAGCACCAGAAGCUGCUGACGGAGCUCGGAGGAACAAAGAGAGAAGCCGAGAACGGGGAGGAGGAAAUGGAGAAGCUGAGCAAAAGUGACGACGGCUCUGCUGUUGCCGUUUCUUCAGAAGUCCCACCUACCAUGCCUCAUGUCCCCAUCACCACACCCCCUCCUCCUGUGAUGGGCGCUGACGCAAGCUCACAGGCCGGCUACGGGGGAUACAGCAGCUGGUACCAGCAACCGCAGUACGGCAGCUACGGCUACCAGAACUGGAAUUACAACCAAGGCUACUAUCCUCCCAGCUAAAGGGGACGACAGUGACACCAAAAAGCCACAGGAAAUGGUUGGACCCAGGAUGACUCUUCAGUUGAACAACAAACUGAACCACCCAGUCCUGUCGGUCCACCUGCUUAAAAAUGGUCCUUGCAUCCUUUCCUCCAAGUCCGUCCUCUGAGCUGCCUCACUGUCCUGGAUUUGUUUGAGGGCUGGAGUUGAGCUCUUUUAGCAUGUCGUGUCAUUUCAGUGUUGAUUCUGAGGGGCGGGUGGAAAGAUGAUGAAAGGAAACGAGUGAUGUUCCCAUUCUCAGUACAUCAGUGUCUCUCAAUUUUAAUCAGAACUAUUUUUGUAUUUGUUUGCAAACCCAACCUCAUCGCUCCGGUUUUAAAGUCAUCCAGUUUAUCCAACUUGACAGGUGAUGUAUGAUUGACAUUUUGUACCAUUCCAGAGUAGGCUAUUUGUUGUUUUUUCUAAUGUAUAUAAAGGUGUUUUAUAGUGUGUCACAACAGAA
This is a messenger RNA of Cottoperca gobio, 2812 nucleotides long. RefSeq names its product pre-mRNA-processing factor 39. The record is from RefSeq and is a predicted model, not a curated record. Gene Ontology annotation, biological process: RNA processing; mRNA 5'-splice site recognition. Bases 211 to 2331 code for a protein of 706 amino acids. Lineage: Eukaryota; Metazoa; Chordata; Actinopteri; Perciformes; Bovichtidae. Gene Ontology annotation, cellular component: U2-type prespliceosome; commitment complex; U1 snRNP. Gene Ontology annotation, molecular function: pre-mRNA 5'-splice site binding; protein binding. The transcript is spliced from 15 exons.